Candoia aspera is the source of this 2234-nucleotide messenger RNA. Its product is annotated as sialic acid-binding Ig-like lectin 13. NCBI's taxonomy places the organism in Eukaryota, Metazoa, Chordata, Lepidosauria, Squamata, Candoiidae. Bases 149 to 1618 code for a protein of 489 amino acids. The transcript has 9 exons. The record is from RefSeq and is a predicted model, not a curated record.
GAGCACAGAAUAAAGCACAGAAGCUCCUCGAAGUCCUGGAGAAAGGCAGCUUCCCACACCAAGAGGUUUGCCUGCUUAGGCUUCUGCGGAUCCUGUUGCUGACCACAAAGUCCCAAAGAGGCUGAAGUUUCAGGGAAGGAAUGAGAAAAUGGAGUGUCCCCUUGAGGUCUUGAUCCUGGGGCUCAUUGCAACACCGCUGCUUUGGGAAGGAGCGAUACCUGCUAAAGUGCCAGGAUACAGCCUGCAUGCUCCUGCUAAUGUGUCAGUGGAGGAAGGGCUCUGCGUUACUAUCCCCUGCAAUUUCACUUAUAAUCCAUCUGAUGCCAAAAAGGAUGCAACAUUGUAUGGAUUUUGGUAUGACAAAGGAUCCACAACUUACUCGAAUUUUCCAGUGGCCACCAACAGUCAUAAACGUCUAGCAAGCUUUGCUCAGAAUCGCUUUCAUCUCAUUGGCAAUCUGGAAGAAGGAGACUGUUCCCUCCUCAUCUUCAAUGCUCAAAAAACAGAUAGAAGGACCUACUUUUUCAGAAUGGAAAAAGAAACAAGAGCAAACUACAACUUUUAUGACUAUGCUGAGACAUUCCUGAAUGUGACAGAAAGACAAGCACCAGAAAUACAGAUCCAGGGGACGCUGCGUGUGGGAUAUCCAGCAAACAUCACUUGUGCAGCCGUUAGAAGCUGUAGUUGGCAGACUCCAAACAUCACCUGGAAAGGCUUUUCCAAAAACAUCAACUUUCAUUUGUGGCUGAACAGGACCCAUGUUUACAGCUCCGUGCUGAGCUUCUUCCCUUCAGUAGCAGACCACAGCCGGAAUGUCAUCUGCAGGGUCAGCUACACAAAUGGGUCCCAUUCUGUGUCCAAGAAGACACAUGUCCAACUGGAUGUCAACUUCCCACCUCAGACCCCAGGGAUCAGCGGGGAACAUCUUCGCUCAGACAAAAGUUUGAGAAACGUCACAGAAGCUUCCCAGCUCAAGGUAGAAAAGGGGGAUUCCAUCCUGCUAUACUGCAAGGUGAAGGGCAACCCUUUGCCCACUGUGACUUGGGUUAAGGGAUCCCAACUCUUGAGGACACCACUCCAAUCCUAUAAUGUCCUGAAUCUUUCUGAUAUAAAGCUGGAGGAUGUAGGUGAAUACAAGUGCCAGGCAACCAACAUAGAAGGCUCUGCUGAAGCAUCUCUUGAACUCUUUAUGGCACAAGACAUAAAUAAUUGCCUGCUUAACAUAGUGACUGGUGUCCCCAUCAUGCUUGCUGUUGUCGUGCUAAUCAUUGGGGUUAUCCUUGCUUCUAAAAGAUACUGGAGAAAGAGAAGAACAGUAAAGGACCCAGAAAAAGAGACAAAGCAUUCUGCCUUGGCUCCAGGCAACAGCUCACCAAUUUUCGAGAAUCCCAACGCUUUGGACCUUGCUCUACGGAAAAUGAAUCGCAUUCCCCCCAAACCAGAAAGCAUUGAGGAAUCUGCUGACAGAAAUCCCAGAGGCUCUGAAGAAAUACAUUAUGCAAGUCUUACGUUCAGUGCCCCAAAUCCUAUGCCAGAUGCAACUUCAGAAGAAAUCCAGACCGAUUAUGCUGAAAUCAGACUUUGCAGUUCUCAGGAAAAGCAAGGCAUGAAGAUUUAAGGGGAUUCUUCUAUUUUGAUUAGCAGGUACAUCCUAGGAAACUGCCAGCUCCUCUUUGGGUUCCAGCAUCUUGUCUUGUCUCUGUUUCUGUAUCCUCUUUGGAGAUGUGGACUGCCUGUUGUUUUCUCCAACUGUUAAGCUCCGAACAGCACAGCAUGACCAGGGAAGCAAGAGUCACUUGGAAUGGCAUUAAUCAAGUUUAAUAUCAAGAAAUAAAGGGCUAAGAUACAGACCCUUGGAAAGUGAAUAAGUAAAACUCCCACCCUCAUUUAUGAGUGGGGUCUCUGGGAGUUCUUUAGGCCUUCCCCCCUGCCCCCAAUGCAAAACUGAAGGGCUAAAUGCCCCUUUUUUCCUAGAGUAGCCUGGCACUCAAACAUCCCUCUGCUCUUUCUUUCUGAAGUUUGAAAUAUGCCCCCCUCUUUCUCAGCCUCAGUGAGUUCUCUUCUCAAAGUGUUGCUAUCCAACAGUUCACAUUAGGUAGCCAAGCUGAGGAUCAGUGGCCUUCUAUCCACCUUAAAGCUGCUGAGAUGCAGCUGCUUUUAAGGAGCUACAUUCCUGUUUCUGUGCCCUCUGAAGCCCCUUUCAGAGAUUGAAUCCAAAGCACUACCCAGCCCUG